GCGCUGACGCGCGGGCAGACAAACGGGCGCGCCUGGCGCUGCGCUUGCGCGCGGGGCACGCGCAGGGCACGCUGGCCCGACUGCUCCAAUGUGGACUUGUCAGCGGCGACGGCGGCCCGGCCGAGACGCGGGCCCCGCGGGCAGGGCUCGCUGGCAAACUUCGGGGCGAGGAGGUGGUCGUCCUCGACGCCUUCGCGCGCCGCGGCCGUCUUCGGUGCGACGUGGCACCCGUAGUCCAAGGCUCUGGGAAGGGCGCCGCUGGCGGCGCGCACGUGCUCAACGCGCGCGACCCCUGCGGCGCCCGGCCUCGCGCUCUCGUGGAAUACGCGCAGAUGUUGCAGUCCUUCCGCCACGCCCUCGCCGGCGCGAACGCCGCGGCGCCCGCGCGCCAGCGGCCCGCGGCGCCGGCCCUCGUGAUCCCGGAAUCCGCAGACGAUCACGCCCGGCAAUUCCGGCACAGGGUCGCGCGCCAGCAGGGGGAAGCCGCGCUGCAGCCGAGCGAGGCGUCGCGCAGCGGGCGCGGCGACGACGUCGGGCAUCCACGCUAUUUCCCAGUGACCGAAACGGACGUGGUGCGCGUCGCCCUUGACGCGAUCGUCAUCCGCGGCAACGCGGCGGAGGGCGGGCAGAAGGAGGGCCGCUGUUACGUGACUGGGAGGUUCCUGGCGAGAUUCCUCUCCUGCCUGAAUGACACGCUGAACUUCCGCGAAUGCCGUCGGCAGCUGAUCGGGGAGUACGUCGCCGCCGCGCGCGGCGCGGAGGCGGGCUUGAGCGAUGGCGACGCGCGGGCCGCCCUCUUCAACAUCGCUUUCGCCCUUCCCAGGCGCAAGAUGUUGGGCGCGAUCGCCCUGCGCGCCUUCUCCGCCCCGAUUUCGCGGAGAGUGUCUGAGAUGCGGCGCCUGCAGAGUCCCCGCAACGGCUCCGGGCUGCGCGUGGGCGGCAAUUUCAAGCCGGCGAAGAAGAUUUGGAGAGGUGCCGGCAAGGCCCGCCAGAAGCCCUUCAUUUGCGUGCUCGGCAUCUGCGGGGCGGACGGAUCGCCCCCGCUGCCUGUCGCCCCCGUCCGCGGGGAGGCCUCGGUGGACAUCGAGCGCGCGCUGCAGCCUCGGCUCGCGGACAUCGUCUCCGCUCGCCAGGCCGCCGGCAUGUCCUUGGAGGACGCGUGCCCUGCGUUCGUCAGCACCGACUCCUACAACAAGCACUUGAAGAAGUACGCCGACGCGGUGGACGAGGCGUGCCAGCUUGCCCGGGUGCGGACGGCUGGCGCUACUCCGCGCGGCCCAGUCGCCGCGCGCGGCAUAGUCGCGCCGUCCGUCGGCGUGCUC
This is a messenger RNA of Prorocentrum cordatum, 1322 nucleotides long. The record is from the annotation of a GenBank genome assembly. Lineage: Eukaryota; Dinophyceae; Prorocentrales; Prorocentraceae.